AGAACCCUAGGUGUAUUUUGCUUACGCACAUGGUUAGCUUGUUUGCUUUUGGCUAUUAUAUAAAUUUCUGCCAAAAAAACAACUAUAAAUUUAGUUAAUCAUGGGUAAAAUGAAAAGAAAGUUUGAAAGUGGCGCUGCUACGAACUAUAUAUCAAGAAAUCAGGCUCUUAAGAAGUUACAGCUACCUUUAGCUGACUUCAGGAGACUAUGUAUCUUGAAGGGAAUAUACCCACAUGAACCUCGUCAUGUCAAGAAGGCAAAUAAAGGAAGUACAGCUUCCAAAACAUUCUAUCUUAGGAAAGACAUUCAGUUCCUUCUCCACGAGCCGCUAAUAGAUAAAUUUAGACAAUUUAAAGUGUUUAUCAGAAAAUAUAAGAAAGCCAUUAACAAGAAAGAUAAGGAAAGAGCGUCUACCUUGAAAUCAAACAAGCCUAGAUAUAUUCUUGAUAAUAUCGUUAAAGAAAGAUAUCCGACCUUUAUAGAUGCUGUGAGAGAUCUUGAUGAUUGCCUUUCUAUGGUGCAUCUAUUCUCUAUUUUUCCGUCUACAAAAAGAACUCAUGGUAACAUUAUUAAGUCAUGCAGGCGCUUGUCAGUUGAAUUUAUGAAUUACGUGAUUUCAUCUCAUUCGUUACGAAAAGUGUUCGUUUCAAUAAAAGGGUAUUAUUAUCAAGCGGAAAUAAUGGGUGAAAAAGUGAAUUGGAUAGUUCCCCAUCCAUUGCCAUAUGAGCAUCCAGAAGAUGUCGAUUACCGAAUAAUGCAAACAUUCACGGAAUUUUACAUUACCCUACUAGGAUUCGUUAAUUAUAAACUUUACAAUUCUCUCAAUUUACACUAUCCUCCUAAAGUGGCAGUUGACGACAAAGAUGAGGGUGAUUGGGAUGAUGCUGUAGACGGACGGUCAAUAUGUAAUCGGUCCGAGAAAUUUCUGGAAAGACUGGCCUCAUUAUCCUACCCAUUAUUAAAAGCGACAGAUGCACCGGAUGCUCCCGAGAAUUCAGAGUUGAGUGACAUGCACGAGUUGUUAAAGGAAGAGAGUCAAGAAAAAGCUGACAUAGUUCUAGAAGAAGAAAAAAAGAGAGAAAACACAAAAAAUCUAUUUAAGGGUUUAAAAAUUUUCUUGAACCGUGAAGUUGCGAGGGAACCAUUAGCCUUCGUUAUUAGAAGUUGUGGCGGACAAGUUUCGUGGGAUUCUACAGCGGCUCCUGGGGCGACGUUUAGUGAAGAAGACGAAUCGAUUACAUAUCAUGUAAUCGAUAGACCUAGUUUGAGCCCUAUGCGCGUGAAUCGCUCUUAUGUUCAACCUCAAUGGGUUUUCGACAGUCUCAAUAAAGGGGAACUAUUGGAUGUAAAAAGUUACCUAAUUGGCGCAGAUUUACCGCCCCACUUAUCCCCAUUCGUCGUUUACGAUGAAUACUCUUAUAUUCCGCCUGAAGCUAGACCGGAAGGUGAAGAGGAAAAGUUAAGUGAUAUAGAGGAAGAUGACGAGGAAGACGAUGUAAAAAAUGAAGAUCAAAGCGACAGUGAUGAUGAAGAUGAGGCUGAAGAUGAUGAAGAAGUUGAUGAAGACGAUGAAGAACUAAGUGGAAAUGAAUCAGAUAAUGAAAAUUCUGAAGAGUCGACGGUCGAUGAACCAAAAGAAAAGAAAACCAAGAUGUCAGUAUCACGAGGUGUUGUAAGGAAACAACUAUCAAAAGCUGAAAUAGAGGAUCAAGAGAAACGUGAGCAUUUAAAACUGUCAGAAAUGAUGGCUUCUAAGAAACACCGGCACGUCUACAAGAAGAUUAUGUUUGGCAAAAAAAGACUGCAAAAAGAGAAAAGAAUAUUACAAGAGAAGCGUGACGAAAUCGACAAAUUGAAGAAAAAGCGGAAUAAAGGGAAAAAUAAUUAG
Molecule: messenger RNA, 1888 nt
Organism: Dimorphilus gyrociliatus
Lineage: Eukaryota; Metazoa; Annelida; Polychaeta; Dinophilidae
Source: the annotation of a GenBank genome assembly